UUAAAAACCCUUCUCUCUCUAGAUCACUCUCUUGGGUUGUCUUGGUACAAUCUCUCUCUUCGUCGGCCAUGGAGGAGGAGGAGCAGCAGCGGCAGCAGCAAGCGGGGGCGGGGCAGCGGAGGAAGGGACAGAAGAGGAAGCUGGAAGAGGCGGCGGCGGCGGUGGAGGCGGAGGAGGAGGAGGAAGAGGAGGAGGAGGCGGGGGAGGAAGGGGAGGAGGAGAUCUGCUGUCAGCACUCGCAGCAAGCCCUAGCUCGCGAGGUGAGGGCCCAGGUUGAGGUCCUCGAGCGCUCCUUCUCCUGGCGCGUCGCCGAUCGCGCCGCCGCUAAGCGCGCCACUCACGUCCUCGCCGAGCUCGCGAAGAACGAGGAGGUGGUCAAUGUGAUCGUGGAAGGGGGAGCGGUGCCGGCGCUCGCGAAGCAUUUGCAGGAGCCGCCGCCGCUGCUGCCAAGGGAAGGGAAUGCUGGCGGGGACCGGCCCUUCGAGCACGAGGUCGAGAAGGGGAGUGCGUUUGCUCUCGGUCUUCUUGCGGUGAAGCCUGAACAUCAACAGCUCAUUGUUGAUGCUGGUGCUUUGCCUCUGCUUGUGAAUCUCUUAAAAAGGCGCGGAAAAGGUUCCAACUCUCGGGCAGUUAAUAGCGUGAUUAGGAGGGCGGCUGAUGCAAUAACCAAUCUUGCUCAUGAGAAUAGCAGUAUCAAAACCUUUGUUAGGAUUGAAGGUGGGAUUCCUCCUCUUGUUGAAUUGCUGGAAUCCAUGGAUCUGAAGGUGCAGAGAGCAGCUGCUGGUGCCUUGCGGACAUUGGCAUUUAAAAACGAUGAAAACAAGAACCAGAUUGUCGAAUGUAAUGCUCUUCCAACACUUAUUCUAAUGCUUCGAUCUGAGGAUGCUGCCAUUCACUAUGAGGCGGUAGGAGUAAUUGGGAAUCUAGUCCACUCAUCCCCAAACAUAAAGAAAGAAGUUCUUCUUGCAGGAGCUUUGCAGCCUGUGAUUGGAUUAUUAAGUUCAUGCUGUACAGAAAGCCAGAGGGAGGCAGCUUUAUUACUGGGGCAAUUUGCUUCAGCUGAUUCAGAUUGCAAGGUGCACAUUGUACAGAGGGGUGCAGUCCGGCCUCUAAUUGAAAUGCUUCAUUCUCCAGAUAUGCAACUUAAGGAGAUGUCUGCUUUUGCUCUUGGGAGGCUGGCCCAGGACACACACAACCAAGCUGGGAUUGCUUACAAUGGUGGCUUAGUGCCUUUGCUAAAGCUUCUUGACUCGAAGAAUGGCUCUCUACAACACAAUGCUGCAUUUGCUCUUUAUGGAAUUGCAGACAAUGAGGAUAACGUCUCUGAUUUUAUCAAGGUGGGAGGUGUUCAGAAGUUACAAGAUGGAGAGUUUAUUGUCCAGGCAACUAAAGAUUGUGUAGCCAAGACACUGAAAAGAUUGGAAGAGAAGAUUCAUGGACGAGUAUUGAAGCAUUUGCUAUAUCUGAUGCGAGUGGGAGAGAAGGCUGUUCAAAGACGUGUUGCUUUGGCUCUUGCUCAUCUUUGUUCCCUUGAGGAUCAAAGAAUCAUUUUCAUUGAUAAUAAUGGGCUUGAUUUGCUCCUUGACCUUCUGGCUUCUGCAAAUAUAAAACAGCAGCAAGAUGCUUCCGUUGCACUAUACAAGUUGGCUAACAAAGCCAUGUCACUCUCUCCCAUGGAAGCAGCGCCUCCUUCCCCAACACCACAGGUGUAUCUUGGAGAGCAGUUUGUGAACAGUUCCACACUUUCAGAUGUUACCUUUCUAGUUGAAGGCAAGCGUUUCUAUGCACACAGAAUUGCCUUGCUUGCUUCUUCAGAUGCAUUUCGUGCAAUGUUUGAUGGUGGAUACAGGGAGAAGGAUGCAAGGGACAUCGAGAUUCCAAACAUAAGAUGGGAAGUAUUUGAGUUGAUGAUGAGAUUUAUAUACACUGGGUCAGUUGAGGUUUCUACUGAUAUUGCACAAGAUCUCCUUAGAGCUGCCGAUCAAUAUCUUCUAGAGGGUCUUAAGCGCUUAUGUGAAUAUGCCAUUGCGCAGGAUGUAAACCUGGACAAUGUCUCCAGUAUGUAUGAAUUGUCAGAGGCUUUCAAUGCCAUGUCAUUGAGGCACACCUGCGUCCUGUAUAUUUUAGAGCAAUUUGACAAGAUAAUCAUCAGACCUGGGCAUUCUCAUCUGAUCCAGCGGAUAAUUCCAGAGAUUCGCAACUACUUCUCUAAAGCUCUUCGGCCAAACCACAGGAAUGCCUGACCAUAAAUGUUCUUUACUGACAUCAUCAUCAACUAACACCUGUUGCCAAGGACUGUACAGUUGGAACCUUUGUGGCAUCAAAUUACUCCUUUUUUUUUUUUAAUUUUCUGGGGAUGUGGACGUGUGGGAAUGGAACAUAAGUCUUUGAACCAGUAGUUCCCGUUUGAUGCUGCUAGUUCAUCACUGUAACUGUUGGAUUUCAGCCAAUAACACUUCACAGUAUUUGAAUAUUAGAAAUGUAAUCUGAUGGUUGUGGAAGACCCAAUGGCUUUUGGCA
This is a messenger RNA of Phoenix dactylifera (date palm), 2520 nucleotides long. Its product is annotated as ARM REPEAT PROTEIN INTERACTING WITH ABF2-like. The record is from RefSeq and is a predicted model, not a curated record. Gene Ontology annotation, molecular function: protein binding. Lineage: Eukaryota; Viridiplantae; Streptophyta; Magnoliopsida; Arecales; Arecaceae.